AUGCUGACCCAGGAUUUGGAGCCUGUCGACGAGGACAGUCUGUAUGACCAUGUGUAUGAGCUGAUUGUUAGCAGGGCAGGAUCGAGCCAGAGUGAGCUUGGACUGGGGUAUGUGAGCAGAACAGACCUUGUCGAGAUUUCCGUGGGAGAUCAGGAGCUGGAGAUAAAACAAUCACUGUCUAUGUUGAACUCGAGUCAAGAGAGUUCUACAACUGGUGCUGUUAUUUGGAAGGUGUCGCCGCUGUUUGCUGAUUGGUUAUUAACUGAAACGUCUUUGUUUAAUAAGACAAUUGUCAAUAGUUCACAGACAGUGGUAGAGUUGGGCACUGGUGUAGCUGGUAUCGUCGCUGCUACUUUGGGCCAGAAAGUUGGUCGCUAUAUAGCCACUGAUCAGGAGCAUAUUCUAAAAUUAUUGAGUUACAAUAUUGAGAAUAAUACAGCAUCUUCCAAGAUAAGUUCGAAGAAGAGAGUCAAGGCGGCUGCCGUACCAAGUCAGAUCAGUGUUUGUGAAUAUGACUGGGAGCAUUUAGAAACAUUUGGGAACUUCAAGGAUGGAAUCGAGGGUUUAGGAUCUAAUGGCACAAUUAUUGCUUGCGAUACUAUUUAUAAUGAUUAUCUGAUCCCUCAUUUUGUAAACGCUUUACUGACUGUAGCAAAAACAAUGGGUCCUGAACACAACAUUAUAAUUGCUCAGCAAUUGCGCACUCACGAAAUCCUCGAAGCCAGUCUGAGCCAGUUACUUGAAGCCGGAUUUAAUGUCUGGUCCGUCCCUGACGAGCUCUUAUCCAAGAAGCUAAGAAACGGAUUUGCUGUUCAUUACCUCCAGCUGCCGCUGGAAGACAAAUCAUUUUAG
This is a messenger RNA of Sugiyamaella lignohabitans, 852 nucleotides long. It is a transcript of the gene RKM5, whose product is annotated as Rkm5p. The record is from RefSeq and is a predicted model, not a curated record. Bases 1 to 852 code for a protein of 283 amino acids. The transcript has a single exon. NCBI's taxonomy places the organism in Eukaryota, Fungi, Ascomycota, Dipodascomycetes, Dipodascales, Trichomonascaceae.